AUGCGUCAUCUUGGAAUUAAACGAUUACCGUCAAGUUUCCAUAUACAAAGAACUAUAAAUAAUAUUCGGAAAUUUAAUAAUAGCAGUGCUAGUAAAAUAAUUGACGAGAAAUUCAAACUAAUUUUCAAUAAAGAAAUUAAUGAUGCUUUGAUAAAGCAGAAACCUAUUAUAGCUCUCGAGUCGACAAUUAUAUGUCAUGGAAUGCCAUAUCCGCAGAAUCUGGAUACUGCUUUGGAAGUUGAGCGUAUUGUACGCCAAAAUGGAAGUGCACCUGCCACUAUUGCUAUUCUUAAUGGCCGAAUUCAUGUAGGAUUAGAAUCAAAAGAUUUAGAAAAACUAGCGAAAAUGGGAAAAUCCGUAAAAAAAUGUUCGCGUCGAGACCUUGCGCUUGCUGUCUCUCAAGGACUUACGGGUGCUACUACAGUUGCUGGAACUAUGGCUAUUGCUCAUAUGGCGGGGAUAAAAGUUUUUGUAACUGGAGGAAUUGGUGGCGUUCAUCGGGACGCGGAGACAACAAUGGAUAUAAGUGCAGAUUUAACAGAACUGGGUAGAACUCCCGUAGCAGUUAUAUGUGCUGGUGUUAAAUCAAUUCUGGAUAUUGAGAAAACGUUGGAAUAUUUGGAAACGCAAGGGGUUCUCGUUUCCACUUUUGUCGAGAAUAGAAAUGGUAAUGGUGAUGAUGAUUUCGAGUUUCCUGCUUUCUUUACGCGAAAAAGUGGAUUCAAAAGCCCUUCAAGUUUAAAAACCAUCAAAGAAUGUGCAUCAUUAAUUUACUAUAAUUCACUGCUCAAUCUACAAAGCGGUCUUGUUAUAGCAGUUCCUAUUCCCGAGAAAAAUGCCGCAGAUGCUGAACUUAUACAAGUGGCAAUUGAGAAUGCAUUGAUGGCGGCGAGAAACAUAGGAGUCUCCGGGAAAGAAGUUACUCCGUUCCUCCUUAAGCGAGUGAACGAGCAAACCCAAGGGGCUUCUUUAAAAGCUAAUAUAGCAUUAGUCAAAAACAAUGCAAUAAUAGGAAGCCAAAUUGCAAAGUGUCUUGCCGAAGACUUUAAUUGUUCGCACGAAAAUAGGGAAAAUUAUAUUGAUACGCAUCAUCCAAUAAACGACAUGAAACAAGAACAACCCACACAACAGAACAAGCUAGUAGUGAUAGGUGGCAUUGCAGUAGACAUCGUAUCGACAUUGGAUCCAAAAUUUAAAGACUACCACCGCACAUCUAGUCCCGGAAAAAUACGAUUCUCUCUAGGUGGGGUAGGACGAAAUAUUGCAGAAGCAGCUUCGAGAAUAGGCGUUAGCCCACUUUUUAUUUCGUCGAUUGGACGAGAUAUACCUGGAACUUGGUUGUUAAAUAAAAUGAAAGAAAUUGGAAUGGCGACUGAAGGUUUACAGAUUUUGGAUGAAAAACCUACGGGUGUGUACAAUGCAGUUCAUGAUCCAUACGGAGAUUUGUUAUAUGCAGUGGCAGAUAUGGAUUUUGAUAAUAUUUCGGGUGAUUUGAUAUCAGAAGCAAUAAAGAAGAAUAAACCGAAUUUGGUCUGUUUCGAUGGUAACGUUUCAACAACAUGUAUAACAUCUAUAAUAGAAACAUGCCAAGCUUUGCAGAUUCCAGUCUUUUUCGAGCCUACUUCCGUCCCGAAAUCCAAAAAAAUUGUGAUGCAUUUUCGCUCACUCUUGCCCACGAAUAUUAUCCGUUACACUUCCCCAAACAAGCUUGAACUUGCCGCAUUGCACAAUGAAGCUGAAGCACUUGGAUUGUUUGAUUAUGAAGCGUAUAGUCAAGAUCUAACAGAUGUUGAAAAAGUGAUCGGAAAAAGCAACGAAAAGUUAUCUUUGCUUAACGAAGAAAUAUUCUUUCAAUCUGCACGUUUACUUCCUUAUAUUCCAAACAUUAUAGUAACAUUAGGCAACCAAGGAGCACUACUGGUACAAUCGCUUGCUGAUCCUCCAUUAAUCAGGGAUGAAUCGAAAUUCCGCGGCAAUAACUUCGAGAUAAUUGUGCCAAAGAGAGUUCGAGAAGAUGGAAGAGGUGGUGGUGCGAUACGGUUUCGGUAUUUUGAACCAACUGUUGUUGAGAAUGAGGAGGUGGUUAAUGUGACCGGUGCUGGAGAUAGUUUUGCUGGAGCCUUAGCUGCAGGACUUUCUUAUUAUGGCGAUAAGCCUAUUGAUGACCUUAUUGAUGGUGCACAGAAAGCAGCAGCAUUAACGUUACAAUCUCAUGAGACGGUGAGCGAAAAGAUUACGCCAAAAUUAUUGGCAUUGUGA
This is a messenger RNA of Ambispora leptoticha, 2259 nucleotides long. Lineage: Eukaryota; Fungi; Glomeromycota; Glomeromycetes; Archaeosporales; Ambisporaceae. The record is from the annotation of a GenBank genome assembly.